Molecule: messenger RNA, 1736 nt
Organism: Anolis carolinensis (green anole)
Lineage: Eukaryota; Metazoa; Chordata; Lepidosauria; Squamata; Anolidae
Gene: lrrc3b
Product: leucine rich repeat containing 3B
Exons: 3
Coding region: 644-1420 (258 amino acids)
Cellular component (GO): plasma membrane
Molecular function (GO): protein binding
Source: RefSeq, a predicted model, not a curated record
AGUCAGUUGUCUUUUCAGUGCAAGGAAGCAAAACAAAGCCAAAAAGACUGCCUUAGUGCCUUGCCAUGGAGUGCCAACAUUAAGAGCGGGAAAAAGAGAGAGCAGUGUUCACUGGGAACAGCACAGAAGUCUGGGAAAUGUAGUUUUGGAAGGGAGGAGCUCUGUGCCAGAGAAUUCAAAAGACCCUGCCCUAAACUACAGUUCCCAGAAUGCAUCAACAUUAGAAAAUACCAAUCAGGGAAGCAGAGAGAAAGAGUUGUCCCUUCCAAAAAACAGCAGCCAGCAAAAGGUCCAAGGAAUGGUUGAAUCUGCAAAGAGGAGAACUGACGUGUACUUCUAACCUCUCAUCCAUAAAAUAUGAGAUGGCAUCAUGUGAUUCAUUCAGCAAGAUAUCGUUCUACCUCUUUGACAGAGAAAAGGAGCAUCUUAUGAGGAUACCUAUGAGGCUACCUGACAACCUCCAAGGCCCCUCACCAAAACAUCAGAGCUGCCUAAUUUGACAGGCAUGCUGUUUUAAAAAGAAGUCGACACAUCUUUCAAUGACAUUGCUAAAGAACAUGAGUUUAGAGUUUUGUGCCUGAGAUCCUUUGCACCACUGUUGGGUAAAUGAGAAGUGGCUGUGUGAUUAUGCUGACAUCCCAGUAUGCAUUUGGUAGACCUGUGGUUAACUCGCUCCCUCUCCAUGUGUCUGCUCUUACAAAGCUUUGUCCUCAUGAUACUGUGCUUUCAUUCUGCCAGUAUGUGCCCCAAAGGUUGCCUUUGUUCCCAUUCUGGAGGCUUAAACGUCAGCUGCAGCAAUGCAAACCUCAAGGAAAUACCCAGAGAUCUUCCUCCGGAGACAGUCUUACUUUAUUUGGACUCCAAUCAGAUCACAUCCAUCCCCAAUGAAAUUUUCAAGGAUUUGCACCAACUGAAAGUCCUCAACUUGUCCAAAAACAUUAUUGAGUUCAUCGACGAACACUCCUUCAAAGGGGUGGCAGAAACCUUACAGAUGCUGGACUUGUCUGACAACCGGAUCAAAAGCGUGCACAAAAAUGCUUUUAACAACCUCAAGGCUAGGGCUAGAAUUGCAAACAAUCCUUGGCACUGUGACUGCACUCUGCAGCAGGUCUUGAGGAGCAUGGCCUCCAACCAUGAAACAGCAAACAGUGUCAUCUGUAAGACUUCAGAUUUAGACGAACAUGCCGGGAGGCCAUUCCUUAAUGCUGCCGACGCUGACCUCUGUAACCUUCCUAAAAAGACUACUGAUUAUGCCAUGCUUGUCACCAUGUUUGGCUGGUUCACCAUGGUGAUCUCUUAUGUAGUUUACUACGUGCGGCAAAAUCAAGAGGAUGCACGCAGGCACCUUGAGUACUUGAAAUCCCUGCCAAGCAGGCAAAAGAAACCAGAGGAAGCAGAUGAUAUUAGCACUGUCGUAUAGUGCCCAGAACCACAGGCAUCACUGGAGAUGGAGGUUAGAUGCAAAGGACACAGAGGCCAGAUGUUUACUUCUAACAUUCGUUGUAAACCUGUAAGACUUUUUCAAAUUAAACUGAAUUCUACCACUGUCAAAAUUUCUAACAAAAACAAGUUUUCUGUUCUGGGUGAUACAGUACACCUUUAUUGUUUCUCUGGUGAUAUUCUAAACCAAGUAAACUAAUAUGUAAACAUUAGUUUAGACCCAUUCCACUCUUUAAUAAUGAAAUUUAUUUUUUUAAUUUAAAACCAAAUAAAAGCUUAACUUUGAACCAUGUAAA